This is a messenger RNA of Orbicella faveolata, 2044 nucleotides long. RefSeq lists its product as uncharacterized. NCBI's taxonomy places the organism in Eukaryota, Metazoa, Cnidaria, Anthozoa, Scleractinia, Merulinidae. The record is from RefSeq and is a predicted model, not a curated record. Gene Ontology annotation, biological process: regulation of apoptotic process; ubiquitin-dependent protein catabolic process. Gene Ontology annotation, molecular function: protein binding; zinc ion binding.
GGUGUGUAAAAGUAAAUUUUGUAAAAAAAAAAAUUAAGAAUCGAGAAUGCUCUAAUUUGUUAUUUUUCACAGCUUCUCAUCUACUAAUCAGUCUGUCUGUGCAUUUGAAUUUCGUUCCAUUGACUCUGGAACACGCAAGCUGAUUGGACAAAAUUCGUUGCUUUGUUUUUCCAGAGAUAUGAUUGGUUAAGAGAGAUGAAAGAAGGUUCGUCAUUUCCUCCACAUGAAAACAAUCCCGUUUUCAAGACAAAGCAAACAGCUGUGUUCGGGUGUCUUCAAGAAAAACCUCAAGUGAUGUCUACCUCGAGAAGGCCAAGGCUUUGCACAGAAUAUUACCGGAAAGCGAAAACGAGUUCCUCAAAUACACGAAGAUGCAACUUGAAGAGAGACAAGCCGUGGAGAAAGUGCAACACUGGAGACUCAUCGAUGAAGGAAAAAGAUUGUGGAUUAGAAAUCAAGGAGGUCGAGAGAAAAUUUGACAUGUGUUUAGAUUCCGCACUGUCGCGUUUGACAAGAAAGCAAGACAAGAAACUCAGUACAACUAGGAACCUUGGUCGUAAACGAUCUUAUAACCUUACAAGCUCGCACAGUCAAGGAGGUAAUUUCAACUGUUACAUCAGAGCUGUCCCAGACGAAGUUUUACUUCUCAUAUGUUCUUACCUUCAAGAAAAAGAGCUUUGUAGAAUGUCACAGACAUGCACCAGACUCAACACAAUAUGUCAGGAUGGAUGCUUAUGGUUUGUAGUGAAUGGAUUAAUUUUCAUCUUACAUUCAUGGUCCUAGAUAAAUUUGGUUGCUUGUGUGUAGUCAUGUUGUUUAAACAGAAACAUAUGGAUUGGGUCAGAAGGGCCGGGAGAAGCAGUAAAAUGUACUCUUCUGGAUACUAUAAUAUUUUAUGAAAUAACUGAGAUACUACGCACACUCUGAUUGGUCAAUAGAGUUGCCAAACCUAUGUUCUAUUAAAAAAGAUACAUAAAACUUUAAGGUAAAGAGCUGUUGAAAUUAUGAAUCUAAACGUUUUUGAUCUGUUUGAUCGUCAUCAGAGUGAAAUAAUAUGCAUACGCUCAGUGUUCUCAUAGUUCAGGUAAUGCCACUUAUGUAAUACCUGUUCCCGUGGGGAAAAAGGUGAGGUCCAGUGAUUGCACUUGUUUGUUUAGUUCUGGAGGGAAGCGUGCAAUGUAGAAUGCUGCUUUGAUUCCCCUUUUUAACCAUGAAUGGGCAGUGGUUAAAACUUCCCACGAGAACUUGUGGUAAGGGUGUUUUCUGAUGUGCUUUGCUGGCUCCGACUGCUUAUUAACAUCUGAAUGUUCAUUAACAUGAACCUCGAGGUUGCGUGCUGUUUCGCCAAUGUAUGAUUGUCCACAAGUACACUUACCUUUGUAAAUGAUGUGUGAUGGGUGUGUGUUUUUGUCUUUUAACUUGAAGAUUGAUUCCAUCUUGUGUGUUUUCCACAUGAUAAAGAAGUUGAACCUGAAUGCAUUUGGUGUACGUGUUAAGUUUCCUACUUUCUACUUCAUUUGUUCUGCAGAAAGGGAGACGGAUUCCUAGUUUAGGUCUUUCAUCGAACCAGUGGACAGGAAUUAUUGUUUCGUCACUUUUUGGGUUUUCAUAAUCACGGAUAACUUCAUUUACCAAUUUCGUGGGGUAUCCUGCUUUGAUGGCUAUUCGUUUUGCUCGAUAUACGGCACCUUGAAUAGUGUUGCGCUUCCACCUUUCUGGGAUGACCGAUUUCCAAUGUGCUUGUAGUUUACCUGGUUUUGGUAGACUCUGGUGGUGAAGUUUUCCUCUUGAUGGUUGAAAGAGGUGUCCAGGAAGUGACCAGGGUUUUCUUCCAUGAUGAACUUGAUGUUUGGAUGGUAGCUGCAUGUUUAACUUCUCAAGUAGAUUGUUGGGAGCAAUUGUCUUCCUUUUGGUAAAACAAUAAUCUACGUACCAGUCAUAGAAUGGCAAAUUGUGUGGUGUUACGACGUCUUCCUCUAGUUUACACAUUAAGAUGUUGGCUAGGGUGGGAGACAAUGGGUUCCUCAUACUACAUCCAUCUACU